AUGCAGCUCGUAGAGGCUGUUAGUUCGGCGUCCAAGAGCUCAAUCACGGUGCAUCUGCCUCGCGGAAGCUCAGCGUUCAAGUCCUACAAACCUAUUCUCACCGAAUUGUACAAACGACUUGACGGCAUCCAGAAGUUCCAGAUUUUCACGAUGGACGCAUCGCAGGCGGGCGUCGUUGUCUGCAAGAAAGGCCCCGAGAGCGAACCUGUAGAGAUUAGUUUGAGCCGUCAAAUUGACGGGAUUUUCACCACGAAGGAGAAGGUGCAGCGGAUGAUGACGGACCAUAUCGAGACGCUGUCCCCUCCUGUCCGCAACACCGAGAAAAUUGCGCAGAUGUACCACAACAUCAGGCCCUACGUUCCUGCUGAAUUUCAGAGCGAUCCCCUCUACGCCAAGCCUAGCGAACAGGAAGGAGAAGAUGCCAAGUCACGGAAACAAGCACGACGUGAGCAUCGCGCGGCAAUGGCCGUGGCGGCUAAGGCUAGCCAAGACUAG
Phytophthora sojae is the source of this 495-nucleotide messenger RNA. RefSeq lists its product as hypothetical. The transcript has a single exon. Bases 1 to 495 code for a protein of 164 amino acids. The record is from RefSeq and is a predicted model, not a curated record. Lineage: Eukaryota; Oomycota; Peronosporomycetes; Peronosporales; Peronosporaceae.